This is a messenger RNA of Salvia miltiorrhiza (redroot sage), 573 nucleotides long. Its product is annotated as F-box/kelch-repeat protein At3g23880-like. The transcript has 2 exons. NCBI's taxonomy places the organism in Eukaryota, Viridiplantae, Streptophyta, Magnoliopsida, Lamiales, Lamiaceae. The record is from RefSeq and is a predicted model, not a curated record. The coding region runs from base 1 to 573 and encodes 190 amino acids.
AUGGUAUUUACUUUUUUGGGAUUGGAUGAAACAUCUCAAAUCCUCCAGCCAUGGGAUUUGUUUCUCAAAUCUGUCUCUCUCAAAUCUGUCUCUAACGUGCUAACGCUGUGGCAACGCCCUGUACUCGAUAGCUCAGAAAAUCAAGUUGUAGAAUUGGAUUUCCCAAUCUCUUAUAACUCUAUCGUUGGUUGUUGCAAUGGACUGGUUUGCCUUGUACGGAACAUACAGUUUGUGUUGUGGAACCCAUCUACCAGAAUCUACAAGAAACUGCCUCACUUAGACGACUUAGACGAUAACGACGAUUACGGCCACAAUUGUGCAUUCGACAGUUGUGGGUUCGGUUGGGAUGAAUCGAGUGGCGAUUACAAGGUUUUUGCGACUGCGACUGUGACGGCCGGGGUUAGACACACCAUGGCUAUAGCUAUGAUGUAUAGCUUGAAGCAUGACUCAUGGAAGGAAGUGAAGGGUUGGGAUUCAUGGAAGAAGACGCAUGGUAUUGGUAUAGGUAGGGAUAAAAUGAGGAUGGGGAUGUUAGCAAGUGGGAGUCUUCACUGGGAGAGGUGUGAUAGAUGA